Molecule: messenger RNA, 1623 nt
Organism: Aureobasidium namibiae CBS 147.97
Lineage: Eukaryota; Fungi; Ascomycota; Dothideomycetes; Dothideales; Saccotheciaceae
Exons: 2
Coding region: 1-1623 (540 amino acids)
Biological process (GO): poly(A)+ mRNA export from nucleus; transcription elongation by RNA polymerase II; post-transcriptional tethering of RNA polymerase II gene DNA at nuclear periphery
Cellular component (GO): transcription export complex 2
Molecular function (GO): double-stranded DNA binding; RNA binding
Source: RefSeq, a predicted model, not a curated record
AUGGCAACACCAACACUAGACCAAUUCCUCACCGAAAUAAACCGCAUAACACUCUCCAAAGAUUCGGCACAACUAUCCCAGUACCUGGUCAUCGAACCACCCUACGCACCCUCCUACACCACCAUAAUCAACGAAUUACGAGCCACAUACCCCAAAGGCGGCGAUUCAGAUGCAGCAUUAGAGAAGAAGAUUGUCAAAGCUGUCAAAGUUAUUGAUGGGGGUGAUGAUGUGGAGGUUGCUAGUUGGAGUGCGUUUAGCAGGUUUAUGGUGUUGUACUUUGGGUUCUUGAGGGAUGUGGAUGUAGGGAAUUUGUUGGAGACUUUUGGGUUGUUGAGUGAGGUUUUGCAAAAAGCAAACUCAGCCCUCCAAAACCAAACUCACGGCACAACCAUCCUCGACACGGUGAUCUCCUACUCACGCAUGUUCGCUCGCCUCGCCAUGGGCCUCGACAAGAAACCCGAACUCAUCGCGCACCUCGCCACUACAACCUCUUCCUCCUCGGACGACUCUGGCCCACGCGAAACCCUACCCGAACGAGCAGCAAACAUCAUCCGCUACGCUUUCGUAGCCUGUCUAAACGACCGCUCUGGAUCUUCCCCCACUGGCAUCGGACCAAACGGCACUCCCCAGGGAAAGCGAAAAGGCACCUACGUGCUCGCGAACCUGUGUUUGAAGAUUUUGUUCGCGUGCCGCAAGACCAGAGGUGCAGCUCAGAUCUUCGAAAACAUCUUUGUGCUGAGUCCGCCGUUGAGUGCUUAUCCAAAGGCGCAGAGGUGUGCGUAUCUGUAUUACUUGGGCAGAUUUCUAUGGGCGAACGGGCACGCGUGGAGAGCGCAAAAGGCGCUGCAGCAAGCAUGGUUGGAAUGCCAUCCUCAGUGUUUGCAGCAAAGACGUUUGAUUCUCAUUUUCUUGAUUUCGGCAAACAUGGUUUGUGGGCGUUUUCCCUCGGAGCAGAUGUUUGCGAGACCAGAGGCCCAUGGUUUGAGAGAAAGGUUCCAGCCUUUAUGCAGGUAUAUUGCCAAAGGCGAUCUUGUGGGCUUCAGAAGGCAUUUGGAUAUUGGAUCUGAGCACUAUGCGUGGUUCUCGGGCUACAGGCUGGACUUGCAGUUGCGGAACAGAUGUGAAGUGUUUGUUUGGAGGUCCAUCUGUCGAAAGACGUUUGUUCUAUACGGAGAUCCUGGAAACCCCGAGGCUCGCAAGGCGCCGACUUUCGACUUGAAAGAUGUGCUGGCCAUCUUCCGUUGGCAGGAAACCAUCUACGCUACAUCGCCUGGAGCCUCUCAACCUGACAACUAUAUCGACCCGGACUUUGUUGGCGUGGUCGAUGAGCCAAUCGGCGAAGACGCUCUCGAUCUGCCUGACAUGAACAACAUUCAUUCUAAAAUGACGGCACUCAUCCAUCAAGGUCUGCUUGGUGGCUACAUCUCCUUUUCGAGAGAGAAAUUCGCGAUCCAAGGAGCAAAGCUCAAGGGAGCAUUGGCAGCUGGCUUCCCCAAUGCCUGGAAGACUGUAGAAGCACGUGCCGACGACGAGGUACCUGGCUGGAAGCUGGAAACCACCGGACCUGCAUUUGGCGGUGGAGUGGUGAGAUUGAGCGGAGCGCGACCUGUGGGGCUCUCUUAG